CAGACGACACAGAGAAACGCCGUCGGAGCGAGCGUCACUGAAAGGGGGGAAGCCAAUCAGGGUGUCACCGGGCCGAGCGGAUUUCUACACCCGACCCAGCGUGUCUGCUCCUGGUGGGGCCAGCGGGCCGUAUGCACCGGUCUCGGGGUAUUGAACUGCCGCUGACUCAGUACUGAGAGUACCCGGGGAGCUGGAUGGGUCGCACCGGCCGCGGGAAAGGGUAGAGAAAGUAGGGAAGAAACGAGAAGCCUUCAGCUGGCCCAGGACAGAGAGGACCGGAGACACCUGUACAGCAGAUACAGACUGUGUUGUUGCCAUGACGACAGACUGACUGGCGCAGUAUCCGGCCGUCUGUUGGACCGUUACGUCGUCCUCCGCUGCUGUGAGGUGUUCCAGUGCCUACCAUAGACGGGCCACGCAAAGUCGUCUCCAUGUUACCGACAGUGCCUUUCCCGGAGUUGUCCGUCCUCGUGGCGACUGUCGUGGUAUGGACAUCUCGUACAGUCCAAGGCAACAACCCUCCGUUCUUCACUAUGACACAGCAAGAAUGGAUAUGGACUCUACCAGAGGAUACACCAAGAGGAACUGCCAUAGCCCAGCUGACAGCGAUUGACCCUGAGGGAAAGUCCGUUAUGUAUGGGGUGGAGGGGGAGAUCGGACAGAGGUACUUCCUGGUGGACCCCAUCACUGGUAUAGUGGAACUGUACAGGGAGUUUGAUAGAGAGGUUGAUGAUGAAUACACAGUCAAGUUCUCCGUUAUUGACGAUGCACCUGCUAACAAGGUUGAACACGAGGCCACAAUCUACAUCACAGAUGUUAAUGACAACCCACCUACAUUUGAAGGGACUCCCUACGAAACUAAAAUACCAGAGGACUUACCAGUUGGUAGUACAGUGUUCACUGUACAAGCCAGAGAUCCGGACAAGGGAGCCGGGGGCACAAACACUUUCUUCUUUGAUCCUGAUGGAGGUAACCCCUGGUUGUCCACUUCCACCAACCUGGUGAUCCAAGUCAAGGAUGUCCAAGACUCAGACCCAAUCUUCCUUGGCCUGCCUUAUGACGCCACCGUUAGUGAAGACGCAGAAGUUGGUCAUGUUAUAGUAAGGAUAUCUGCAAUGGAUCAAGAUUCAGGCAUUCCGAAUGACAUCCAGUACAGUAUAGUCACAGGAAAUGUGGACGGUGUGCUUGACCUUGACGAUCUUACUGGUGAACUGAGGGUAGCCAAGGUCAUUGACAGGGAGGCAGAAGGUUUCAACCAGGGGCCACUGACCAUCACUGUACAGGCACUUGAGAUUCCCACCGCAGAUUCCCUGGGUGGUGCUUUUAUCCGUACGACCUUUGACAUUGCCAUCAUUGAUGUCAAUGAUGAGACACCCACCUUUGACCAAUCAGAGUACAGCAUCACUGUGUCUGAAUCCACCCUUGUUGGAGCAGCCUUGCCCCUGACUCUACAGGUCAACGACCCUGAUGAGGAAGAAAAUGGUGCCUACAUGCUGCAUCUGGUGGGGCGUACGGCCCCCCAGUUCUUGGUGUCUCCGUCCUCGGCCAUGGGUGAGGCUGCCAUCACCCUCAGGGUCAACAAACCUCUGGACUACGAGGUGGAACAGACACACCUGCUGGAGAUUUUUGCCAAUGAGACCAACGGAGACAAAUAUGGACAUGCCACCAUCACCAUCAACCUCAUCAAUGAGAAUGACCACAGACCAACCUUCACCCAGUCUACCUAUUCACUCACAGUAGAGGAGAAUGUCCCUAUUGGCACCAGUUUACUCAAUGUAUCAGCAUCAGACAGAGACAUAGGAGAGUUUGGUGAUGUCACCUACUUCAUAAACGAUGACGACCCCAGGUUCAGGAUAGACAGUAGGACAGGAGUGAUCUACACCCAGGAGGAUCUGGACUAUGAGGACAGCUGGAGGUUCAGCCUGACUAUCAUCGCGCAGGACGGCGGGACUCCCCCGCAGCAGAGCGCCACCAGGGUCAGGAUCGACAUCCUGGACCUGAACGAUAACAGGCCGAUCUUCCAGAGGGACGAGUACGUCGGGACGGUGCAGGAAAACGACCAGUCACAGACGCCAAUCAUUAGAGUCAGGGCAACAGAUGAAGACUCUCCACCAUACAACAUUCUAGUCUAUAACAUUACAUCUGGGGACUCUCUCCAUAACUUCACCAUAACCACCGAUGAUGGUUAUGGGUACAUCUACACCUCUGCACCCCUGGACUACGAGAUGAUGACAGGAGACAUGUUUGAACUGACAGUCACAGCUACUGAUGGUGGCAACCAUUCUGUCAAUAGUACCACACGGGUGGUAAUAGAAGUUGAGGAUCAAAAUGACAAUGGCCCCGUAUUCAACCAACAGGAAUAUAAUGUGUCAGUGAGAGAGGACAUAUCUGCAGGUGACACGGUGCUGCGUGUGUUUGCCAGCGAUGCAGACAUGUCUGAGGAGCUUGGACAGGACUCCGUUAUCUACUCCAUGUCUGGCUCCAGCCGCUUCCGUAUCAACCCUCGCGAUGGAGAGAUCAAGGCUGUUGAUGGUGGGCAAGGUCUGUAUCAGAGGACAGCUACAGUGUUUGUAAACAUUACAGUGCUGGAUGUUAAUGACAACAGCCCUGUUUUUGUCCAACCUGAGUAUUACACAAAUAUACCAGAAAAUAUCACAGAAACAGAUGUAGUGGUGCAGGUAAAUGCAACAGAUGAAGAUUCAACAACCAAUGGUGACAUCCUGUACGCCAUUACUGGGGGGAACACAGACAAUGCCUUCACCAUUGACCCUGAAAGUGGCGUCAUUCUGCGAGGAGCCACCCCUUUAGACAGGGAAACCCUGGACGGAUACGUGCUCACCGUAGACGCGUACAAUGGUGGGAAACCAGAAAUGCGGUCGACAGUACGGGUGAACGUGAGGAUCUUGGAUGUUAACGACAGGUCGCCAGUGUUUACACAGACUCAGUACGGGAGGCUGGGUCUGCGGGAGAGUGCGGGCGUUGGGACGUCAGCUGUUCUUGUACGCGCCCACGACCCUGACCUGGAGCUGGGAGGACAGGUGGAUUAUGGGUUUGUUGCAGGGGAUAAUGGGAAGUUUGCGAUCGACGAAAACGGGCUGAUCACCACUAGAGCCGAGCUGGAUUUCGAAAGCAAACGAAACUACACGAUUUCUGUCUAUGCUAGCGACAGAGCACCCCCGUACAACACAGGAUAUGCCACCGUGGUGAUUGUUCUAGCCAAUGAGAACGACGAACCACCAGAGUUUAACGCUGAACACUACGAUGCGGAUGUGUCAGAAAACGUGGACGUUGGGACGAGCGUGUUGCAGGUUUUUGCCACAUCCCCUGAUAACCUGGCAGCUAUUGAGUACCUCUUUGACCCCAACACAAAUGAAGAAGUCCUGAGGCGGUUCAGUAUUAAUGGAUCUACUGGCCUGAUCAGCACCAUUGACAGAAUAGAUCGUGAGGAGGCAGCCCAGUAUGAUAUCACUGUCAUCUCUACUGAUGGAGGGAUAGAAACAGACUCUGCCACGGUAUCUAUAGUGAUUGUGGAUGAGAACGACAACUUUCCCAAGUUUGACCUCUUCACCCAGACAGAUGUGAGUGUGACGGAGGGUCCCAUGACUCCCAACGGUUCAGCUAUUGCCCGAGUCCUCGCCAGGGAUCCUGAUGAUGGGGACAAUGGAAGGGUGGAGUACACUAUAGAAACUGGGAAUGAGCUGGGAUACUUCAGAGUAGAGAAGACAGAGUCUGGACAUGGCAUCAUCAAGAACCUACAUCCACUAGACAGGGAGGAACAGGAGGAGUACAGGCUCAGGGUUGUUGCAUGUGACCAGGGCAGCCCACAGCUGUGUAACAAUGUGACAGUUGUGAUCACCCUGGAGGACAUCAAUGACAACGUCCCUGUCUUUAUCUUCAAUUCCUCCUACCAAUACAACGUCUCAGUACAAGAGAAUGUAGGAGGUGGCACUACAGUGACCCAGGUUCAGGCCAUGGAUAUUGAUGCUGGAGACAAUGGCUUCCUUUCCUAUUAUAUCAUCAAUGGGAACGAGGACUCUAUGUUCAGGAUGGACAGGUUGUCAGGAGACAUCACCACACGUCCCAACUCACCCGACCGUGAGACCAAGGAUUUCUACAACAUGACAGUACUGGUGGAGGAUGAGGGGUCACCGCAGCUACAGGCAUACACUCAGGUGUUCAUCUACAUCCUGGAUGAGAAUGACAAUGCCCCUGUGUUUGAGUUUCCCACCUACUCCUACACCCUGAGGGAGGGGGAGGGCAGUGCCGGUAUCUACAUCGUGGACAUCAACGCUACAGACAUUGAUCAGGGACAGAAUGGCCAAGUCAUCUUUGACAUUGCCAAUGGGAAUGAUGGCAAUGAAUUUGAAAUUGAACCUGACACAGGGAAGAUCAGGACUGUGAAUGAACUUGACUAUGAGAACAGUGCAGGAGAGUACCGACUUGCUGUGACUGCCACAGACCAGGCACUUGAUGUGAACAAAAGGAAAACUUCCACAACAACUGUGACUAUCUUUGUGAAUGACAUCAAUGAUGUGGUCCCACACUUCCUGAGAGAACAAGUGGGCCCCAUCAGGAUGGCCGAGGGUCUGUUGGGGUCAUUUGUGGGCAGCUUUCCUGCACUGGACGAGGAUUCUGGAGACUUUGGCAAGAUUGACUACACAAUUUUUGAUGGAGAUGAGGAUGAUGAGUUCUACAUCUCCCUGCUGGACGGUGACCUGAAGGUGAAACAGGGACUGGAACUGGACAGAGAGAGGACGGCUUUCUACAACAUCACCCUACGGGCACAGGACAGGGGACGACCUCCUCUCAAGGGCUUUAUGACUGUCAGUAUAGAGGUUCUGGACAUCAAUGACAACGACCCUGUUUUCCAAGACCUGCCGUAUUACUGCAGAGUCAGUGAGAAUUCACCUGUGGACACCCUGGUGUUUAAGGUGUCUGCAAAUGACACAGACGAAGGCAACAAUGCCUUCAUUACUUACAGCAUCACCAGUGGGAACAUUGGACAGGUCUUCAGGAUAAACGGAACAAAUGGAGAGAUCUAUGUGAAUGGCCUGCUAGACAGAGAAGUCAUCCCACAGUAUACCCUGACUGUCACAGCUAGGGACAACCCCAAAAACCCUUCACAUGUUAGAAGGGAUGCUACACAGGUUUACAUCACAGUGAUAGAUGAGAAUGACCAGAGACCGAGGUUUACCCAGCCGCUGUACAGGGGCAGGAUCUCUGAGAACUCACAGGCAGGCACAGCUGUAGACAUGAGUGAAGACAUCCUGGCAGUUGAUGCUGAUGCCACAACCAAUGCAGAAGUGCACUACUCCAUCUUUGGCAAGGAUGCACGAUUCUUCAGGAUAGACAGUGUCAAAGGUGAACUGUUUGUGAGGGAUGGCAGUUUGCUAGACAGGGAGACAGUUGGCAAUGACCUCAGCUUUACUGUCAUGGCAGCCGACCCUGGUGGACUGAACGAGUCCGCUGGGAUAUACCUGGAGAUCCUGGAUCAAAAUGACAAUUCUCCCAUCUUCACAUCAACACUCUUCAGAGCAAAUGUGUCUGAAAAUGCUUUUCCAGGAACCUCAGUGACCAGAAUCCAGGCUAGUGACCAGGACGAUGGACUUAACAAACUCAUCACCUACCGUAUAGAGAGUGGCGGGCAGGACAAAUUCACCAUCAACCCUGAGACUGGUGUCAUCCGCAUCGCUCACCGACAGGCCCUGGACAGGGAGGCACGCGACCAGUACGUGCUGGUCGUCAAGGCGACCGAUCACGGCAUCCCCACGCGGUCCGGAACCAGCACGGUUCUAAUCGAGGUGGAGGAUAUCAACGACAGCGCGCCUUAUUUCCUACAGUACAUCCACACGGCUACUGUUUCAGAGAGUAUGGAGGUAGGGAGUUGGAUCAUCAAUGUUACAGCUGUGGACCAGGAUCUCAACAGCCUGCUGGAUUACUCCAUCACAGCAGUGGUGGCCACAGAUCUACAGGGGAACCACAUUGUGAACGGGAUGGGCUAUCUGGACUGGUUCGGUGUGGACCAGUUUGGGGGAGGGCUGUUUGUGAACUCCACCCUGAACAGGGAGAAGGCAGAGGUGGUGCAGCUGACUAUCGGUGUGGAGGACCUGACAUCGGACGUGCCACAGAGGGCACGCAGUGGGAGGGAUGCUCAGGUGACGAUCAGUAUCAUCGAUGAGAACGACAACACGCCGACCUUCCAGCCGCCUGGCGUGGCGUUCUACCAGGAGAGGAUUCUGGAGGAGGUUCCUGUAGGAACGGUCGUCAUGAGUAUCAUUGCAACGGAUGCCGACAAGGGGAAAAACGGAAUCAUCACCUACAGGAUUGUCAACGGCUCGCUGGCUACAGAGUUCUUUGCCAUCAGAGACAAAUAUCUGGGCACUAUCACAGUGAGCAGACCUGUGGACCAUGAGCAGCACCAGUGGGUUAACUUCACCGUGCAGGCCGCAGACGAGGGCAAGCCUGUCAGGACAGCUGACAUCCCUGUCUCCAUAGAGAUAGUCGACAUCAACGACAACAAUCCCAUCUUCUCACUCAACAAAUAUCAGGCUUCAGUUUUAGAGAACCAGCCUGCUGGGACAGAGGUGCUGAGGGUGGAGGCUACAGACAGGGACAGUGGCAGCUACGGCAGGGUGCAGUACCACCUGUCAGGGGCAGGGGGCAGGUUUACCAUCCAUCCUGACGAGGGUAACAUCACCCUGACUGAGCCCCUGGACAGAGAGAAGCAGACAGACUACCUCCUGAGUGUGACAGCCAGGGACAACACUGACGGGUUACCUAGCAACAGCAGGGAGAACUCAGUACAGGUUGUAGUGACAGUGCUGGAUGAGAAUGACAACACCCCAGAACCCUCCACGUCCAAGUUUGACUUCCGUGUGCCAGAAAACCAGCCGGCUGGAGAGUACGUGGGGACCAUCCUGGCCAGUGACAGGGAUGAAGGGGACAACGGCAGACUGCAGUUCUCCAUCAUCAAACAGGAGCCAAACCAUGUGAUGUUGUUUGAGGUAGAGAACAGUACAGGAGUGAUUUCUUCAGCCAGGCUUCUGGACAGAGAGACUAUGGGGUACAAUGGCAUUGUGGAGCUUACCAUACAGAUAUCUGAUCUGGGUACUCCUCCGAAGAUGACAAGGACAAAGGCAGUUAUAAAGAUCCUGGACAGCAAUGAUAACAGCCCAUACUUCCAGCAGUCUUCCUACAGCCUGGCUGUGAGUGAGGAUGAGUAUGGGGGAACCUCGAUCCUGGGUCUAGUUGCCCUGGACAAUGAUGAGGAGAACGUGCUGACUUAUGCCAUCACUGAUGGAAAUGAUGAUGGAGACUUUGCAAUAGGAGCAUCCACUGGUCAUGUGAUAGUAGCCAAGUCGCUGGACUAUGAGACCAGGCCUGCAUACACCCUGACUGUCACGGCGUACGACCAGGACGGGAGAAACGGUUCCACCACACUCCUGGUCGAGAUUCUAGACGUGAAUGACAACCCUCCUGUCUUCCUACAAGACAUCUACAAGGUGAAAGUGAUGGAGGAUGUACCACCUGGUGCUCUGGUAGGACAGGUGAAGGCCACAGAUGCUGACCACCUGACCCAGAACAAGAAAGUUCUGUAUCACCUCAUUUCUGGAAAUGUUGACGACACAUUCAGGAUAGAGACAGAGUCAGGUGAAGUCUUCACCCAAGUGGCAGUAGACAGAGAGACCCUGUCACUGUAUCAGCUGACUAUCCAGGCCACCAACCCUAGUGGUGACUCACAGGGCACCAACGGCACCACACAGGUCAUAACUCAGAUGAUUAUCACCAUUGCUGAUGUGAACGACAUUGCUCCAGUGUUUGAUGAAGAUGAAUAUGCACGACCUAUCCUGGAGAAUGAACCAAUAGGAACAUCCAUACUGUAUGUGCACGCUCAGGACAAUGACCUUGGCAACAACUCAAGGUUAUCCUACUCCAUCGCAGAAGGAAACAUCGGUAAUUCCUUCAGAAUCGAUGAGGAAUCCGGAUUGCUUACGGUUAACACUGUACUGAGUGAGAAAGCUCGGCUGAUCAAUGAAUACCGACUGGAAGUAGUAGCCACAGACCACGGCACCCCUCGUCUCCAAGGCAGAACCCUGGUGCUACUGACUGUGGUGGAUGUAAAUGACAAGAAACCACGGUUCAUCAGGCCAAGUAGGAAUAUGACUGUGUCUAUACCAGAGAAUUCUCCCUCUGGCCACUUUGUCUAUCAAGCCUUCGCAGUGGAUGAAGACACAGGAAUUAACGGGAUCGUCAGCUAUGACUUCUUCAUCCCUAACGGGAGGGAGAGGGGAGGGGACUGGGAGAAGUUUACCAUCGAUCCAUUCACGGGAAACAUCACGACAGUAGAGCCGUUAGACAGGGAGCAUCAGGCUGAAUACACGCUUAUAAUUGUAGCCAGAGACCAGGGCCUUCCUGAGCCGUUUGAAUCCACCAGGCCUUUCCGAGUGGAGGUAGAGGAUGUCAAUGACAAUGAGCCAGAAUUUCCCAGGGAUGGGUCAGGCAUGGUGUACCUGCAGACCCUGUCAGUACCAGAACAUGCUGAGGUAGGGACUGAGGUGGGGAGGGUUACAGAGGCAAUAGACAAAGAUGAGGGAGACAAUGCCAUUGUCUUCUACUUCAUCACAGGAGGGAAUGAAGGGAAGUUCUUCCUGCUGGAUAAGGAGACAGGGAUCCUGUCUGUGCACAGGGAUCUGGACAGGGAGACCAAACCUGUCCACACACUACUCAUCAAGGCCACCAGUGAUGCAGAUUAUGAGGUGCCCAGACAGAGGAGGAGGGUUAUCGACGUGUCUGACUCCUCCCUACAGCAGCUGGUGAUCGAGGUGGAGGACAUCAACGAUCAGCCGCCCAGGUUCACACGCAAACAGUACACAGCAGGAGUUACUGUUGAUGCAAAAUAUGGAUCUGAACUAAUCCAGGUUGAGGCCAUAGAUGCAGAUAUAGGAAACAACAGUGUUGUGUACUACUACAUAGAAUCCACCACCUACAUAGAACAGGGGAAGCAGCCCAAGCCAAUGAAGAAGACGUUUCAGUUAGGAGUUCUGAGUGGAGUAUUGACCACCAAUGAACUGUUUGUGGAUUACACAAAAGGAUACUUCGAGCUGAUAGUCAGGGCUGAGGAUGAUGCUAAACAUACCGACAAAUCAAAAAUAGGGGUGUAUGUGCUGCGGGAUGAACACAGAGUGAAGGUAGUCAUCAACGACAUUCCUGACUAUGUACGGACAUUCAGGGAGGCCUUCAUCGCGACCAUUGAUGAAAACUAUGACAGCCUAGAAAGACUUUUCAAGGACUUCAACGUGAUAGAGGUUUUACCUUUCGUUCCCCCGAGGACCGACAAGGACAACAUUGACAUUGUGAGGAUCCUUCUGAUCCUGAUUGGGGUUGUCAUCUUCUUUGGAGCCUGGAUCUUCAUCUGUCUCAUGCUCAGAUACAAGAGGCUGUACAAACGAAAUGUGCGAGCAGCAAUUGCAGGAAGUAUAGCUGGUGCACAAGUCAUACAGAACCCCAACCCUGCCGCCACCCCCGUCACCAGUCACCAGGAGACAACCCACCCGGGGGGCGGGGCAGGGGGCGCACCCCCGCCUGCGGGAGGAGCGGCCGACCCGCGGUACUCUCAGAUGAUGGGUUCUGGUGUUGGUAUGGAGAUGUUUGAUGUGCCAAACACAAACAAGUACUCGUUUGAAGGGGCAAAUCCAAUAUGGUUGGACCCUUACUACAGCCAAUUUGCCGAGUUCCACGAGCCAACAGAGAUUCCUGUGGUUCUGGAGGAUGGAUUCACCAUCGAAGGUGACGAGUACGAAACACAGGAAGUGAGUAUGGAGAUUCACGGAGACCAAGAAGACGAGAGCCCCAAGAAGGGCUCCCAUAGUUCUGACGCCAUCCUCAAAAGUGUCCUCAACGAUCACUGGCCAAACAACAACUCCUCGCAGGGUGACCGAGCGCCCAGACCCCCACCCCGGAGAGUGGGCGUUCACUCGGAGAACAACAACAACUCCAACAAGCGGAAUGCGGCGUCCACGGAGGGGAGUUUGAAACACGGGAUGACGAGAACGACCAGUAGCACGGUGAUCGUGAACCCGGCGGUACAGAACUGUCAGGACGCCAUCUCGUCUGGCGAGGAGAGCGAUGCGGAGAACUCGAGGAGCGGCAGUAGCGGUAGCAGUAGUCAGUCUGGGAUGAUCAAAGAGAAGGAAGUACACCUGUGGAAAACAUGAACCUUGAACAACAUGGUCUAGACCAUGUAGAUGAACUUAACACAACAAAGUUAGAGGGACAGACAUGGAAC
This is a messenger RNA of Branchiostoma belcheri (Belcher's lancelet), 10285 nucleotides long. RefSeq names its product cadherin-23-like. Gene Ontology annotation, biological process: homophilic cell-cell adhesion. The coding region runs from base 432 to 10214 and encodes 3260 amino acids. Gene Ontology annotation, cellular component: plasma membrane. The record is from RefSeq and is a predicted model, not a curated record. The transcript is spliced from 66 exons. Gene Ontology annotation, molecular function: calcium ion binding. NCBI's taxonomy places the organism in Eukaryota, Metazoa, Chordata, Leptocardii, Amphioxiformes, Branchiostomatidae.